CUUCUUUUAGGCUUAUUUUCACUUUUGUGAAUCUGACUGCUGAUGCAGCUAACUUCUGAAAAAUUUUAGCUGAUGUGUGUGACUUUUUUGAAUUUAAUAAUACCUUGAACAUAACUUACUCUAAUUACUUGGAUUGUUAUUGCAAUUUACUGGUGUAUAUAUAGAUGAGAAAAUUCAUUGGAACAGUCUGAAAAAAGUGAUGGGUUCUUUGAGUGUGGAAGAGAGGCAAGAAGAGCAAAAAGAUGAGAUGGAAGAGUGCCGUAGCAUUGAGAGAGCAAGAUGGCUGCUGGACUCUCCUGAGCCACCAAGUUUAUGGCACGAGCUUGUUGGUUCCAUUAGAUCCACUUUCAAGUCUUCUUCCUCUUCCUCGAACCACACUAGCACCAGACGAGCCUUAUCCUUCCUUCAAACCUUUUUUCCCAUCCUUAGCUGGGGAAGAAACUAUAAGGCUUCUAAGUUCAAAAAUGACUUGAUGGCUGGUCUCACUCUUGCCAGCCUGAGCAUUCCUCAGAGUAUUGGAUAUGCCAAUUUAGCGAAGCUCGAUCCUCAGUUUGGUCUAUACACCAGCGUCGUACCGCCUCUGAUUUAUGCUCUAAUGGGCACUUCAAGAGAGAUUGCCAUUGGACCAGUUGCAGUGGUCUCGCUACUGCUUUCUGCAAUGGUUCAGAAGAUAGAAGAUCCAGUUGCUGAUCCCAUUGCCUACAGGAAGCUUGUUUUUACCGUCACGUUCUUCGCUGGCACCUUCCAAGCUAUGUUUGGAUUUUUAAGGUUCGGGUUUCUGGUAGAUUUUCUUUCACAUGCAGCCCUUGUUGGGUUCAUGGCUGGUGCCGCCAUUGUUAUUGGUCUCCAGCAACUUAAAGGCCUGCUGGGACUGAGUCACUUCACCAACAAUACGGAUAUUGUCUCUGUCGUCAAGUCUGUUUCUGGGUCAAUGCAUCCUCCAUGGUAUCCUCUAAAUUUUGUCAUUGGCUGCUCGUUCCUCAUCUUCCUUUUAUUUGCCAGGUUUAUUGGAAGAAGAAACAAGAAACUGUUCUGGUUCCCAGCUAUGGCUCCACUUGUAUCAGUUAUAUUAUCCACGUUAAUUGUGUAUUUAACUAAAGCAGAUAAGCAUGGGGUUCAGAUAGUAAAACACAUUAAAGGUGGUCUUAAUCCAAGUUCAGCCCAUCAGUUGCAGCUAAGUGGUCAACAUGUGGGAGAAGCUGCCAAAAUAGGACUAAUUACUGCACUUGUUGCUCUUACUGAAGCCAUUGCCGUUGGUAGAUCAUUCGCUUCGAUUAAAGACUACCAUCUUGAGGGUAACAAGGAGAUGAUAGCCAUGGGCUUCAUGAACAUUGCAGGGUCUUUAUCUUCUUGCUAUGUGGCAACUGGUUCAUUUUCGAGAACCGCAGUGAAUUUCAGUGCAGGAUGUGAAACGGUAGUAUCAAACAUAGUGAUGGCGAUUACUGUAUUGGUAUCACUAGAAUUAUUUACCAGGUUGUUAUACUACACGCCCAUUGCCAUACUUGCAUCCAUCAUUUUAUCAGCUCUCCCAGGACUGAUUGACAUAAAGGAAGCCUAUCGUAUCUGGAAAGUGGAGAAGCUGGACUUUUUGGCCUGCAUUGGUGCUUUCUUCGGCGUCUUGUUUGUUUCGGUGGAGAUUGGUCUUUUGGUCGCGGUGAGCAUCUCAUUUGCAAAAGUAUUGGUAUAUUCAAUUCGACCUGGGGUUGAAGCAGUAGGGAGGCUUCCAAGAACGGAUAUGUUUUGUGAGAUUAGUCAGUAUCCCAUGGCUGUUCAAAUUCCUGGCAUCCUAACACUCCGUAUAAACUCUGCCUUACUCUGCUUUGCUAAUGCCAAUUUCAUCAGAGAAAGGAUAGUAAGGUGGGCAAUCCAAGACGAGCACAAGGGAAUGGUUCAAGCAGUAGUUGUUGACAUGUCCAAUGUGAUGAACAUUGACACUUCAGGAUUGAUUGCAAUGGAGGAGUUGCAGAGAGAGCUGAUUGCAUCUGGCAAUGGCAUACAAUUGGCAAUAGCUAGUCCGAGAUGGCAAGUGAUUCACAAGCUAAAAUCUUCAAAAUUUAUAGAGAGAACUGGAAGGGGAUGGAUUUUUCUGUCUGUGGGAGAUGCUAUAAAUACGUGUAUUCAUUCUAAACAAACUAAUUGUUGAUGUCCCAUUUCAACAUAUCACUUGUUUAUUUGUCACCUCUAAUAAAUAAAAUCUGCAAAAAUAAUAAACACACUGUAUGUUUCAUUUA
Messenger RNA from Carica papaya (papaya), 2231 nucleotides. RefSeq names its product STAS domain / Sulfate transporter family (gene AST56). The record is from RefSeq and is a predicted model, not a curated record. Gene Ontology annotation, molecular function: secondary active sulfate transmembrane transporter activity. Gene Ontology annotation, cellular component: membrane. NCBI's taxonomy places the organism in Eukaryota, Viridiplantae, Streptophyta, Magnoliopsida, Brassicales, Caricaceae. Gene Ontology annotation, biological process: sulfate transmembrane transport.